AUGCUUUGGUUCGGGGACAAGAGCACCACUUCGAAGAAGGAAGUUCGCCGGGUCUCCACUCAGGUGAAUCGGCUGCUCUCCAACGUGGCUUAUGAAUACCCUGGCCCGCAGUGCAGAGAGAAUGUUUAUGCCUAUGUGCACCCGAACCCGCCCUACAACAAGAAUGACCGUGAGGGCCCUCAGUUUCGGUGGUGGAGUGCUUGGUUGGCAGGUGGUGGCUUCAUUCAUCGACAGUUGGAUCAGCUUGGUUCACAAUCCCUGCAGCAGACCGUUUACAGUGAUGGCGAGGAGAAGAUGGUGCUAGAUGUCAUGGUUUUGGCCCUGGUCCUAGUCCUUGCUCCUCCCAGCGGCUGA
Durusdinium trenchii is the source of this 354-nucleotide messenger RNA. Lineage: Eukaryota; Dinophyceae; Suessiales; Symbiodiniaceae. The record is from the annotation of a GenBank genome assembly.